This is a messenger RNA of Lithohypha guttulata, 2373 nucleotides long. RefSeq lists its product as uncharacterized. The record is from RefSeq and is a predicted model, not a curated record. Gene Ontology annotation, biological process: proteolysis. Bases 1 to 2373 code for a protein of 790 amino acids. The transcript has a single exon. Lineage: Eukaryota; Fungi; Ascomycota; Eurotiomycetes; Chaetothyriales; Trichomeriaceae. Gene Ontology annotation, molecular function: metalloendopeptidase activity.
AUGCGCUUCUUUCAGAAUUUGGCGUCGAUAGCCGCAAGCAUAUCAUGCUUGGUUGUCACAACACGUGGAAGCUCACAGUCCAGAGAUCCUCUAAACACUAUCGCCACUAUUGAAGAGCCACGGAUACAUACGCACAAUCAGAAAGUCAAUGCAUUCUCACAUUUCGAUUUAACGUUCGAUAUUCACAGACAUACUCAACAUGUUCGCUUAACACUUGAGCCUAAUCACGAUAUCCUUGGAGAUGAUUCUUAUGUGAACUUUUUAGAUCAGGAUGGCAAUACUGAGCGCGCUGAGAAGAUAGUCCGAGAAGACCACAAGGUUUACCAAGGUCAGGCAUAUCUCGUGGAGGCAGACGGCACAAAUAGGCACGUUGGCUGGUCAAGAAUAUAUGUUCGAAGAGAUGGAGCACAACCCCUGUUUGAAGGAGCAUUCACCAUCAUGGGAGACCACCAUCAUAUCCAAUUAAGAUCAACCUACAUGUCGACGAAACACGCUCUGGAUCCUCAUCUAGAAGAAGCCGACGACGAGUACAUGGCAGUAUACCGAGACUCAGACGUUGGCAGGCUUUCACAUACCGAGCUGAGAAAGCGAAAUGCUCAAUCGAAAUCAUGCGGUGCUGACGAACUGACCUUCAACACGGAUUCACAACAUCCCGUGCACAAGGAGAUCCUCGCUAGGAGUUUGAGUACACUAGGCGAGAUGUCUCCUGCCAACAUCUUUGGUAAGAGGCAAACCAAUAUUGAUGGAGGAGCUAUCGGAAAUGGUAACUCGGCCGGUGUCAACUUGAGGAGUACUAUUGGAGAUACGUCCGGGUGUCCCUCCUCGCGAAGAGUCGCCCUUGUUGGUGUUGCUACUGAUUGCACGUAUACUGCGGCCUUCAAUUCCACCGAUACCAUGCGACAAAACAUCAUUAAUAUUGUUAAUACUGCCUCAGAUCUAUACCAGUCCACCUUCAACAUCACACUUGGUCUUCGAAAUCUGACAGUGUCCCCAGCUGAGUGCCCAGCCACCCCUGCAGAUGCCACAAGGUGGAAUGUUGGAUGCUCCGACAGCUACACGAUCACGAACCGACUCAAUGAUUUUUCCAGCUGGAGAGGGAACUUGGCAGGUGAUACCAAUGCUUACUGGUCGCUAUUCACAACUUGCAACACUGGUGCUGAGGUUGGCCUCGCCUGGCUCGGUCAGCUCUGCAAUCAUGGUGGCACAAAUCAGCAAGGGAAUGGAGGCGCAACGCAAACCGUCACAGGCGCAAAUGUCAUUGCGCGAACCAACAACGAAUGGCAGGUCUUUGCACACGAGUCUGGCCAUACUUUUGGUGCAGUCCACGACUGUGACAGCAGUGCUUGUGCAGACAGCAGCGCGGUUAGUGCUUCACAAUGCUGCCCACUUAGCUCAACGGCUUGCAAUGCGAACGCGCAGUACAUGAUGAACCCAUACUCAGCAUCUGGCAUCCGUGGAUUUUCCCCCUGCUCUAUCGGCAACAUUUGUAGUGCUCUAGGUCGAAACUCGGUUCAAUCCACCUGUCUUACGGAUAAUCGUGGUGUGGUCACUAUCACAGGCAAUCAAUGUGGUAACGGUAUUGUCGAAGAAGGCGAGGACUGUGAUUGUGGCGGUCCAGACGGCUGCGCUGGCAAUGCAUGCUGCAACCCAAACACUUGCCAAUUCAAUGCCGGAGCAGUCUGUGAUCCAAGCAACGAAGGCUGUUGCACGAAUCAGUGCCAAUUUGCAGCUGCCAAUACGGUGUGCAGGCCUUCGACAGGACAGUGUGAUCCACAGGAAACCUGUUCAGGUUCGAACGCAACUUGUCCGACAGAUCAGACUCAGCCCGACGGCACGAACUGUGGCAAUGGUCUACAUUGUGCUAGUGGCCAAUGUACAUCUCGAGAUCUCCAGUGCAAGACUGUGAUGGGAAGCUAUACGGAAGGUAACGACACCUUUUCUUGCAACUCGCAGACAUGCACAAUCUCGUGCGCCAGUCCUGACUUCGGCAUCAAUGUCUGCUACUCUGUACAGCAGAACUUCUUGGACGGCACACCCUGCGCAGGUGGUGGUCGUUGUGACAAUGGGGUUUGCCGCGGCACGUCUGUCGGAGGAGAGGUACGGAGCUGGAUAGAUGACAACAGGACGCUCGUCAUUGCAUUGGCGUCCGUUCUUGGUUCCUUACUCCUGAUCGCUAUUCUAGGAUGUUGCAUCCGAGCAUGUCGACGCAAGCGACAUCCAUCCAAGAAAGUACCACGCGCAUCGAGACACCAGGGCUGGAAUGGACCACCCAUUCCGCCACAGAUGCAAAGUCGCGGGUAUGGAGGUGGAGGAUGGUAUCCUCAACAACCUCAACCCGCAUAUCCUGGUGGGCCAAGUGUUCGUUAUGCAUAG